AUGGCUCUGCUCAUUCUCACCGCCAUUCUUGCCGCAAUUUUGGCCUUCAUCGCCUACAUCAUAGACGCUCGGCGAGAAUUUUUCAAAUUACGCGCCAAAAUCGGUCUCGACGGUCCUGAGCCGCAUUGGUUUUUGGGAAAUUUGAAGCAGAUUAUCGAGUGAGUCCGCGAAAACUGGCAUGCGCCUUUAAAAAGUACCGUAAUAGGUCGACUGCAAAACUGGGCUACAGUGAUUCGCACAAUUGGCAUCAGGAGUUGCACAAAAAGUUCGGAGAGACUUUCGCGUAUGUUAUCUAUAUUAUCCAAUCGGUUUUUUUGAGGGGGGACAUUUCCAUUUUCCAGUAUCUACUUUGGGAAACAGUUGAAUAUUGUGAUUUCAAAUGAGGAGGACAUCAAAGAAGUGUUCAUCAAGCACUUUUCCAAUUUUUCCGAUCGAAGCUAUCCGCCGAUAUUCGAAAGAGCUCGUGAGUUGGCACACCGGGAACUGAUAUCAUACAUUUGGUGCUCAGAAUUAAUGACCUCGCUGCUGCAAUCGUCGUACGCGAAUGGCUGGAAAACGACUCGAAGCGCGAUUGCUCCGAUCUUUGCGACGAGCAAAAUGAGGGCGAUGCACGAGACGAUAAACGAAAAGAUCGAGACGUUUCUGACGAUAUUGGCGGAGAAAUCGGAGAGCGGAGAGAAGAAGUGGGACAUCUACGAGUGAGUGGUGGAGGCCCCCCCAGACGGAUUCUGUAGUUCAAAGAUUCCAGAGACUUCCAAGGACUCACUCUCGAUGUGAUCGGAAAGUGUGCGUUCGCGAUCGAUAGCAACUGUCAGCGGGACCGAAACGAGGUGUUCUACGUGCAGGCGCGCAAGUUCAUCACUAACAUUGACAUUCGACACAGUCCCAUCAUCAGCAGCUCUUGUGAGUACCCUCCAGACAUCGAAGGAACUUUCAGAACAUCUGUUUAGUGGUGCUCCCCGAGUUUUCAUGGCUUUGGAAGUUUCUGUACAAGUAUACCGGAUUGGCGGCGGCUGAGAAGCCAUUAGUUGAGGGAUUGGCGGAUGUGUAGGUGUCGAAGAUGUUUGAAACUUUGAACAAACGCUUGUAGAUAUGAGAGAAGACGUGGUGGCGAAGGAGCCGGAAGCAUAGACCUUCUGACUCUGCUCCUGGACCGGGAAGACGAUAAGAUCGGGUCGAUGACGAAGCAGGAGGUGAUCGAGAACUGUUUCGCGUUCCUGCUCGCCGGAUACGAGACGACGAGCACUGCGAUGACCUACUGUUCGUACUUGUUGUCGCGGAAUCCGGAAGCGCAGCAGAGACUGUUCGCGGAGAUCCGAGAGACCAGCGAGACGGUCGGACUCUCCUACGACUCUAUUCACAGCAUGAAGUAUCUGGACGCGGUCUACAAGGAGACUCUCAGAGUCUAUCCACCCGUUAUUCAGUGAGUACUUUUACACUAGUACAGAGGACGCCUAAAAGUGAGAGUUUCCAUGCACCUACUGUUGAAAAAAAAAAGUUUCGACAUUGGAAUCGAAGCUGGCAGCGUGCCAAGGCCCGGCCUCCCAAACGCAUAUGCUGCGCGCCAUUGUUGCAACAUUGCCGCACGCUUUAUUGUUCUUCGUUUUUGUCUUUAUUUUUCGGCUAAAAAUCAGCAGAAAUUUGGUUUUUUCCCAUUUUUUACCCCUAUUUAUUCAUUUCAAUCGGCUUUUGCUAUAAAAAAUCAACUUUGAAAACAGAUUUAUCGAUUUUUAGCUUGAAUUUUCGAACAUUUCUUGAUUUUGUGUUUUUCUCCUUUCCAUUUCGGUGAAUUUGAGAAUUUUCAGGAUUUCCACCUACGGAAAAGUCGAACAAGCAACAAAAUGGCAUGGAUUUCUUAUUUUCGUGUUAGUUUUUGACGUAACAAUAAUUUUCUCUCCGAUCAACGUUUACAGACUUCACUCCUCCGCCGUCUUCUCCACUCCGCCGUCAGCACACAACGGAAAGUUGAAGAAGCAUCUCCCGUUGGAUGAUUGGCACUAAUAACAAUUAUUUUAGAUGUAUUUAUAACGUUCUCCAAUAAAUUAAAUGACAUGACAAGUGUAAGAAUGUUAUUAUCAGUGAUAUUCAAUUUUCUUCUCCUUUUUUCUGGAUUGAAGCGUCCACGGACUUUGGAAAAACGGUCGGAGAGAAAAUAUCUUCGUUCCUCUUCAAACUAAUACGACAAGUUUUUGUAUACCGUUGUGUGCUGACGGCGGAGUGGAGAAGACGGCGGAGGAGUGAAGUCUAUAAACGUUGAUCGGAGAGAAAAUUAUAUAACACGAAAAUAAGAAAUCCAUGCCCUUUUGUUGCUUGUUCGACUUUUCCGUAGGUGGAAAUCCUGAAAAUUCUCAAAUUCACCGAAAUCGAAAGGAGAAAAACACAAAAUCAAGAAAUGUUAGAAAAUUCAAGCUAAAAAUCGAUAAAUCUGUUUUCAAAGUUGAUUUUUUAUAGCAAAAGCCGAUUGAAAUGAAUAAAUAGGGGUAAAAAAUGGGAAAAAACCAAAUUUCUGCUGAUUUUUAGCCGAAAAAUAAAGACAAAAACGAAGAACAAUAAAGCGUGCGGCAAUGUUGCAACAAUGGCGCGCAGCAUAUGCGUUUGGGAGGCCGGGCCUUGGCACGCUGCCAGCUUCGAUUCCAAUGUCGAAACUUUUUUUUUUCAACAGUAAGAAGGACCAAACAAGUACGUCCACCCUAUUUUCAUUUCCAGUUUCGUCAAUCGUGUCUGUCUGAACGAUAUCACCCUGCGCGGACAGUUCUAUCCAAAAGGAUCGAACGUCGUCGUGCUCUCCUACACGGUUCAUCGGAACGAGGCGAAUUGGGAGAAUGCGUGCGAGUUCCGUCCCGAGCGCUUUCUCGAUUGGAACGAAAAGAGCUCGUCGCUCAAGUGGAUUCCGUUCGGCGUCGGUCCGCGCUAUUGUGUGGGCAUGCGAUUCGCCGAGAUGGAGUUCAAGACGACGAUCGCCAAAUUGGUGGACCGGUUCGAAAUGAGCAUGCGCGGAGAGCCGGACCUCGUGCCCGAUUGCAACGGAGUCAUCAUGCGACCCAAGGAUCCCGUCAGGCUCACUCUCACCAAGAGGGCUUAG
Molecule: messenger RNA, 3082 nt
Organism: Caenorhabditis sp. 36 PRJEB53466
Lineage: Eukaryota; Metazoa; Nematoda; Chromadorea; Rhabditida; Rhabditidae
Source: the annotation of a GenBank genome assembly